Molecule: messenger RNA, 2827 nt
Organism: Rana temporaria (common frog)
Lineage: Eukaryota; Metazoa; Chordata; Amphibia; Anura; Ranidae
Gene: SLC24A1
Product: solute carrier family 24 member 1
Exons: 10
Coding region: 368-2500 (710 amino acids)
Biological process (GO): intracellular calcium ion homeostasis; long-term synaptic depression; calcium ion transmembrane transport
Cellular component (GO): membrane
Molecular function (GO): calcium channel activity; calcium, potassium:sodium antiporter activity
Source: RefSeq, a predicted model, not a curated record
CUCUGCUCUUCAGUGUGUCCUUCAUACCUGACCCUCAGCAGACUUUGACUGGUGCAGAUUUGCUGGUGAUGGGGACACUUGUGUUGCCUUCUCCUUAGUCCACCUCUCCUGGCCGGGCUUCACCUUCCCCCGAGGACUAAGGGGGCGAAUGCUUCCCCCAAACAGCCUGCCUCCUCUUCUCAUCAGGCUUUCCUGGGAUGCCCAGCAGAACCCCCCAAAUUUAGCAAAUAGUACAAAGGCCAAGCCAAAGAUGAAACACAAGCAUAGGACAAUAUCCAGCAUCUUUCCCUAGGUGACAAAUCAUUUUUGCAGAAGGCAACAGCCUUUUUUCUGGCUCUUGGUCUUUUAGCCAGGCUAGGCUGUAACGAUGCAUCUACACAGAAGAAAAAGACUUCAGCUCAACCGAAUCCUGUUCAUAGUUUGUGUGAUGUUCCUUUGCUCCCUUUACCAACUAUCGGUUGAUCAAAAGAUGAAUUUAGAACCUUGGCCAGAGAUAAAUUUGGAAACUCCAAGCUCGGUGGAAGACGAUAAAGCAGAAACAACUAUAAAAAUGUCUGCCAGAGAAGCAUUGAAACCCACCACGACCAGCACCACCACCAGCACCACCAGCACCACCAGGACCACCACUACCACCACUACCACCACUACCUCAGCCCCAUCUACAGAAAACGUAACAGAAAGGACCAAAACCAGACACUGUAUUUUUGUGGACCCAGAUCCCAUAACACCCAUUGUUAAACCAAGAACCACAACUCCUAUUCCAACAACCACCACAAAACCCACCAGACCUCCAUUACCUCAUGCCAAAGGAGAAUAUCCUGAGGAUCUGUUCAGCAUAGAGCAACGCAGAAGCGGGUGGGUGUCACUGCACAUCUUUGGUAUGAUGUACGUCUUUGUGGCCUUGGCCAUAGUCUGUGAUGAGUUCUUCGUUCCAGCUCUGGGAGUGAUCACAGAAAAGCUCCAGAUUUCCGAGGAUGUGGCUGGUGCCACGUUUAUGGCUGCUGGUGGUUCUGCACCCGAACUUUUCACUUCCCUGAUUGGGGUGUUUAUUUCCCACAGCAACGUGGGUAUCGGAACUAUUGUGGGUUCUGCUGUCUUUAACAUUUUGUUUGUAAUUGGAACUUGUGCCCUGUUCUCCAGGGAGAUCCUCAACCUCACAUGGUGGCCUCUGUUUAGAGACGUCUCAUUUUAUAUUGUCGGUUUGAUUAUGCUGAUCAUCUUCUUCCUUGAUAACGUCAUCCUCUGGUAUGAGAGCAGUUUACUCCUCAGUGCCUAUUGCCUGUAUGUCCUGUUCAUGAAAUUCAACGUCCAGGUGGAGCGCUGGGUGAAGAAACAGCUUUCAAAAAGGAAGCGACUGGUAAAAGUAAUGGCGCUGGAAAACACAUCCAAGAAAGGCAACGGGUCAGUGGCACCGGAUGAGCCAAAGCCACCUGAAGACAACAACAGAUUAAAGCUGAAGCCAUUCCUAACCAGAGGGGGAAGCUCGGCCUCUCUGCAUAACAGUACCAUGCGCAGCACCAUCUUCCAGCUCAUGAUCCACACCUUGGACCCUCUGGGAGAAGCAAAGUUUAAGGACAAGGCUGAAAUCAUGAACAACCUGGCCAAGGCCAAGGUAGAGGCAAAAGGACUGAGACUCAAAGAUGCGAAGGAUGAGGGUGAGAUCCAAAACGCAGUGAAUGUUCAAGUGACUCCCCCGACGGGAUCCGAGCCAUCCAAGGAUGGAGAAGAUGAUGGAGACAAAGAUGACACCCAGAAGAGGACAGCAGACGCCCCCGAUGGAGGAGGAUCCGGGAGCAGUGGUGAUGACAGCGAUGAUGAAGAUGACAGCGAUGAGGAUGACAGCAAUGAUGAUGAUGAUGAUGAGGACGAAGAAGAGGCAGAUGAACCGUUAUCCUUAGAGUGGCCAGAUACCAAAAGAAAGCAAAUAACCUACCUACUCCUCCUGCCGAUCGUGUUCCCUCUGUGGCUCACCGUACCCGAUGUUAGAAGCCCGAAAUCAAGGAAUUUAUUUGGCUUCACAUUUUUGGCCUCUAUUAUGUGGAUCGCUAUCUUCUCAUAUCUCAUGGUGUGGUGGGCACAUCAGGUGGGGGAAACCAUUGGCAUUUCGGAAGAGAUUAUGGGGCUUACCAUACUUGCCGCCGGCACAUCAAUCCCGGAUCUGAUCACUAGUGUCAUAGUGGCAAGGAAGGGCCUAGGAGACAUGGCCGUGUCCAGCUCUGUGGGCAGCAACAUAUUUGAUAUCACUGUAGGGUUACCGGUCCCCUGGCUCCUCUUCUCCGUCUUUAACGGUUUCAGUCCUGUGGCGGUCAGCAGCAACGGCUUGUUCUGCGCCAUCGUCCUCCUCUUCCUUAUGCUCCUCUUUGUUAUAUUCUCUAUCGCUACCUGCAAGUGGAGAAUGAACAAGUUCCUGGGAUUCACCAUGUUCACGCUGUACUUUGUGUUCGUCAUCGUCAGUGUGAUGCUGGAGGACAGAAUUAUUAUAUGCCCUGUAUCUAUAUAAGCCCAACCUAAGCACACCCAACCCCCGCCAAGCAUAGGGCACCCACAAACUGUCGCUUCACCAUCUACUCAUAACAUACAUGGUGUGAACAGUCAUAAAUAUAUUUUCUUAUUAUUAUUUUUUAUAUACUACCUAGUAGCCAGCAAUGUAACCGAAUCUUGAAUAUCAGCCUAGGAAAUCCUUCCCUGACCUGUACACGGACUAUGCAACCAAAUGUUACAUGCUCUUAUAUAACAAUUAAGUCUACCCCCCACCAUUAGACAUGUCUGCCAAGAAAUAUGUGAACUCAGUUAAUAUUUUUAAACAUAAUAAAUAAACUUAAAACAU